This is a messenger RNA of Hibiscus syriacus, 828 nucleotides long. RefSeq names its product zinc finger protein ZAT10-like. The record is from RefSeq and is a predicted model, not a curated record. The coding region runs from base 16 to 780 and encodes 254 amino acids. The transcript has a single exon. Lineage: Eukaryota; Viridiplantae; Streptophyta; Magnoliopsida; Malvales; Malvaceae. Gene Ontology annotation, molecular function: DNA-binding transcription factor activity. Gene Ontology annotation, biological process: response to stress.
ACUUUCUUGAAUAUCAUGACUCUUGAAGCUCCGAGUUCUCCUCCCAUGGCCGCCACCCCUUUCCCCACUAACAAGUACGAAGAAGUUAUUCACGACGACGGCAACAGCAAUCAGGUAGAGUCCUGGAAGAAAGGCAAGCGCUCAAAGCGACAACGCGAUAACGAAUCUUCUCCACCACCGCUGACGACUGAGGAGGAAUACCUUGCUCUCUGUCUCAUCAUGCUAGCUCGUGGAAACAACGCUUCUGAUUGCUGCAUAUCUUCGCCUUCGUCGGAAGCGAGAGCUGCUCCGCCGGGUUUGAAGUUGUCUUACAAGUGCAGUGUUUGCGACAAGGCUUUCCCAUCUUACCAGGCUCUGGGUGGUCAUAAAGCCAGCCACCGCAAACCUUCCACCGACGGAGCUGCUGAUAAUCGAUCUAUCCCCAGCACCACCACCACCAGCGGCGAAACUGGAGGUAACGGUAGAGCACAUACGUGUUCUAUCUGUCAUAAGGCUUUCCCUACAGGCCAAGCCUUGGGAGGCCACAAACGCCGCCACUAUGAAGGCGGAAACAGCAACAGUAACAAGAGUGGUAGCGUCAGCCUCAGCGGAGUGACGGUGUCGGAAGGUGGCGCGCUGAGCCAAACCAAUCAAGUCGAAUUCGCCUUUGACCUGAACUUGCCCGCUUUGCCGGAGUUGGGCGUGGAAAACAGAGAUGGAAGAUUUACAGAACAAGAGGUUGAGAGUCCAUUGCCGACAAAGAAACCACGUUUCAUGAUUGAUUCUUUAGCACAACAUUAAUCUUUUUUUGGGGGACUUAAUAGAAUUAAACAUGAAAUGAUUUUAUUU